AUGCACACUUGGAUCUUCCUGUUCGUGGUAUUUAACAGGAGGAGGACAAACAAGGAGAAGGGAGUGCCAUUUAUGGAGAGCAACAAUGUGGUGACAGAGCAUUCUACAGAUAGGCGAAGAAAGGGAAACCCCGACCCGCAGGGUGGCCUUCAGAGUGAAAAGAAGAGUUCUAGAACUCCUCUCCUGCUCUACGUGAGAAGGCUGCCCCUGGCCUUAGCCGCACAGAUGGCCUCCUCCGCUCUCUUCCAUUCAAAUUACAUGAAAAGAGGGCACCUCACACUCUCAGACAACUGGGACAAGCUGCAGGUGGAGUGGGACACGGACGUAGUUACACUGGAGAGUCAUCUGUCCGAGAAAGGAAGAGGCAUGGAGUUGUCCGAGCUGGUCGUGUUCAAUGGACAUUUAUACAGUGUGGACGACCGCACUGGGGUGGUCUUCAGGAUCGAGGGGAGCCGUGCUGUGCCCUGGGUCAUUCUGCCCGACGGAGAUGGCACAGUUUCAAAAGGCUUCAAGGCAGAGUGGCUUGCGGUGAAGGACGAGCACCUUUACGUGGGCGGCCUGGGAAAGGAGUGGACGACGACUUCGGGAGAGGUGCUCAACAACAACCCCGAGUGGGUGAAAGUCGUCGGCUGCCACGGCGACGUCCAUCAUGAAAACUGGGUGCCAAAUUACAACAGCCUUCGAAACGCUGCUGGAAUCCGACCACCAGGUUAUCUUAUCCACGAAUCUGCCGUGUGGAGCAAGAGCCUACAGCGAUGGUUCUUCCUGCCUCGCCGGGCCAGUCACGAGCGCUACGAUGAAACAGCAGAUGAGCGGAGAGCCACGAAUCUGCUUCUGUCGUGCCCCGCAGACUUUAGCUAUGAUAAGAUCAUCUUGGCUCUAAAAUCAGAGGAGGAUGGUGAGAAAAUAGCCACAUAUAUGAUGGCGUUCACACUGGACGGUCAUGUGCUGAUGCCUGAGAUGAAGAUUGGGGAUGUGAAGUAUGAGGGAUUAGAGUUUAUUUAA
This is a messenger RNA of Knipowitschia caucasica, 1005 nucleotides long. The record is from the annotation of a GenBank genome assembly. Lineage: Eukaryota; Metazoa; Chordata; Actinopteri; Gobiiformes; Gobiidae.